Lates calcarifer (barramundi perch) is the source of this 7084-nucleotide messenger RNA. It is a transcript of the gene phf21b, whose product is annotated as PHD finger protein 21B. The record is from RefSeq and is a predicted model, not a curated record. The coding region runs from base 1130 to 2899 and encodes 589 amino acids. NCBI's taxonomy places the organism in Eukaryota, Metazoa, Chordata, Actinopteri, Centropomidae. The transcript has 15 exons.
UAAUCUAACUAUAUGGACUGGAAUUUGUUAUAUUCAGAGAUAUUUCUAAUAUUUUGACCACGACAUCUGGAAAACAGGAGGGGAGAGGAACAGUAGGAACACAGGUGUACCUAAUAAAGUGACCACUGAAUGUACAGUAUAUGGUAAAUAUAUUGCCUAUGUAGAAAGUAAUGAGUUUAGCAGAGAAGGCCCAAUUUAUUUGUAGUAGCUGUUUAAGAGAUCUUUAUUUCAUUGUCUCAGCAUCUGAGUUGGAUUUCCAAGUCAAGUCAAACUACUGUAUAUUUAUUAAGCCCAAUGCAAUACAUCACAAAUUUGCCUCUUUUGGGCUUUGUUCUUUACUCUUUUGUUUCAUCUUAACUAGAUAUUUGUUCCUUUUUUUGUCACAUGUCAGUCGAGUAUUGUGUAUAUUCUCAUGGUGUGUGACAUCUGUCUUUGUCUGUUUGUUGUUUGGAUUUAUUGCUGCUCUCUUUUUAAAAAAGAGACGUUUAAGUAGGAAAAUUAAAAGCAUGAAUACAGUUAUAUGGGUGGGAUUGUAAGUCAAAUUCAACAGAGAGUUAAAGGAGUCUGUAUUUGAUUAACACGUUCUAAUAUAAUCUGAAUCAUGUUUGAGUAGUCUUAUCCGUGUUUUUAUUAGAAAACAAUACUCUUUACUGUGUACUACUAGUUGCAGCUCACUGCGCAUGUCCGAUUUAGGGGGGACUGGGAGGGGGGGGUUCACUCUCUGCUCCAUCCGGGAACUUCAGAAUUACCAUUGACAGCCGAAGCGCAACUUUUCCCCAGGCAAAGUGAAAUCAAGCCGCGGACUCGGACAAAAUAUAGUUCCCGUUUUUCAACUUAAAAUUAUCGACAGAAAAGCGAACUCGCUCCCCGGUCGGACCCCUCGACGUUCGGCCGUGAUCUGGAGAGGAUCCGUCCGGGGUCUGAGCUCUUUGUGCCGGGUUUGGAGCACUUUUGAAGACGGGCGGAAAGUGGGUGAUGAGUCCUAGCCUGUAAAAGAAGCGAGAACUUGCUUUGCAGCCUGAGUAGUUCUUCUUUCAAUUGUUAUUGUCGCUUUAAAAAAUCUUUAAUUCACUUAAACUUCGUCUCGGUCGCGUCGAAAGUGGGAGAAAAGUGCUUUUCCAGUCGGAACAUGGAACUACAAGGCCUGCAAGAGGCGCUGAAAGUAGAAAUCCAAUGUCAUCAGGAUGGAGAGCUUAAGAGACAGCUGCACGACAGGCAAACAAGAAUAACAGCCCUGAGCGAUAAACAAAAUCAGACGUUGUGCAAAGGCCUCAAUGAACUUCAGAACGGACAGAAGCUGGCGGUCAGAACUUGUCCUGUAGGGACGACUAAGCCGCUGUCUCUCAUCAAGCCUCCGAGCCAGGGCAUCGCCAUCUCCGUGGUGCCGGCCAAGGCUCCCGUUUCCAUGGUGACGGCGCACAUUAACGGACAGAAGGCGGCAAGCUCAGAGCCGCUGCAGACGUCCCCCAUCAACCUCCAGACCGCCGGCAGGGUGGCGGCAGCCGGAGUCCACCCGUUCAGCAGCAGGAGAGCCGGGGAGCUGCCUCCCUCUCAGAUGGUGGGAACUCUCACUGCUGUGCCCAUCAAGGUGCCUCAAGUCAGCUCCCUGCACCGGCUGGCAGGACAAGCAGCCACUGUGCUACCUCAGGUCAGGCCAAAGACCCAGAUCCCGGACAGCCUUCCCCACAGUCCCUGUCAGGAGCUGCAGCCUCUCAGCCUGCAGAGGGCCACAGCCGUGGUCAGUCCUAAGAGCCAGGGCCCCACCCUGCCCACCGCCAACAGCACCUUCAGUCCCGAGCACCAGCCCAACGGCCAGAGCGACGCCUCGCCGCCGCCCCCGGCCCCUCCCCACGGGCCCUCAGUGGGCCCGGACUCUGGUGGUCCCGCCCAGCACGCCUCGGCUGGACCCGGCGUGGCGUACGCCAUCAUUGCCGCCUCGCCCGCCACCGGCAACGGGGUGUCCACCGUCAGCGAGGCCGUCAAGGUGAUAAUAAUCCAGCCGCAGGCCCCCAGCAGCACUGACGGGUCCCCGGGGACCCAGGCUGAUCUCCCAUCACAGGAGGCCCCGCCCGAACCAAAGUCCCCCUCCCAGAAGAAAGACGAGGACCCAGAGAAAAUCGCCUUCAUGGUCGCCCUCGGCCUCGUCACCACAGAACACCUGGAAGAAAUCCAGAUGAAGAGACAGGAGAGGAAGAGACGAAGCACAGCCAACCCGGCCUACAGCGGCCUGUUCGAACCAGAGCGUAAACGCCUGGCGUCACAUUACCUGAACAGCUCGCUCUUCCUGUCAGCACGAGACUCUGAGGACUUCUGCUGGAAGGAGGACUUGGAGCAUGACGACCACUGUGCCAUCUGUAAGGAGGACGGUGAAAUGCAGCCUUGCCACAACUGCCCCCGAGCCUUCCACCCCAACUGCCUGCACCCGCCGCUCAAAACCCCGCCCAGAGGCCCCUGGUACUGCCCCAAGUGUCAGAAGAAGGUUCUGAAUAAGGAGAACAUGUCGUGGCCACAGAACUUUGUUCAGUCCUACGUUACACACAAGACAGUGAGGCAGGAGGAGAAGCGACGGCUGCUGAGAAGAAACAACGAGCUGAAGAAAGAGUGCACUCACCUGGAAGAACAAGACAAACAGCUCAACAAGACGCUCAAACAAUGUAUGGACCUGAGGGAGCGGCUCCUUGGGCAGCAGAGAGACACUCAGGCCUCGCUUGACCGCCUCAAAACCCUCAUCAGGUUGAUCCAACGCGACCAGCUCAUCCAGGUCACCAUGACGACCACCGCCACCAUUGCCGCCUCUCUGCUCUCCCAGUCCUGGAUCAAACCCACCAGCGCCACCACCACCGCCACCGCCGGCCACGCCCCUGCAGAAGAGCCACAACCACAGCCAGGACAACGUUAACAACUAGCCUCACCCCCGGGGCACCACCCAUCCCUCCUCCUUGUUCCCUCCUCCUUCUCCACGGUGCUCCGACUUUUUUUUACCGAAACGUCGAGGGCAGCAAUGAUUUCUUUUGUCUGAGUAAUAUCUAAACCAUCUUUUCUCUGAGAGCGACAAAAACUGAGAGAGAGCCUCCACUCGAUUCAAGUAUUUUUUAAAACCCAACACCUACAGUGCUUACGAGAUUUCUUUUUUUAAGUUAUUUUCUAUUUAUUAUUAACGUUCUUGGCCUUAAUGUAUUUAUUACAAAAAGUUAGAUUACAGAGCCGCCGCAGGAACACAAAGGAGUUUUUUCUGCGCGCUCCAAAAGAUAUUUCCCUUUUUUAAACACAGGUAUAAUUAUUGUUCUGCAUAUAGUGAGAGAGAACAGUAGAGUUAGUCGUAGUUAAAGAAAACAAAAAGGUGGAACAGGAGCGAACGGACUGUACAUUGAUAUAUCUGAGUAGAUGUUUGUUCUCAUUCUCCUAUGAACAAUGUUUUUUGCCAUAAUAAUUCAGGAAAAUGUUUUCAUCGUGUAUGUAAAACGCGUACGAGCCUUCAAACAAAAACAGAGAAUAACUUUUUUUCAGUAUUAAUAGAGUUAAAGUCAAAGAAAAAAGUAUUUAAGAUAAAAACUACAGAAAUUAGCAUUUCUAGUGGAGAUUUUAGUAUUUUCAUGCUGAUGCCUGUUGAUAAAUGUAAGUUUGGAGUAUUCAAGGGGAUCUCUGUACAUAUGUUGUAUUAUUAUUAGUAUUAUUAUUAUUAUUAUUAUCAUCAUCAUCAUCAUCAUCACAAGUUUUCUUAGUUUUCAAACCUAACUGGACUCAGACCUGAACCUGAGGUGAGUCUCUGUUUGUUUCACUGGUUGUUUCCUGUUCGACAAAAACAAGAACACGAUUCAAGUUUGUUUUUAAGCAGCAGAAACUGAAAAUUAUUUUAAAAUUAUUUUUGUUGUGGACAGAGGUCAUUUGAACUUAAAAACAUUAAAUAUGAAGUGAAACUAAACUUCUUAUUAAUUUAUUUUAAUUUUCCCUAUUCAUUAUUUCAUCUAUAAAAUAGUUUUAAAAAUGUUUACAGAUUCUCUAAGUGUCGCUGUGACGUCUUAAAUGUAAAGACAUUAAAUUUACCGUCAGAUUUGAGAAAGAGAAUAAAUAAAAUCUUCACAUUUCAAACGCUGAAAAUAGAAUAUUUGGUAUUUUUGCUUCACAGAUGACUUAAAUGAUGAAUUUAUAAUUUUCUGAUGAUCAAAUAGAUGAUUAAUCUACGAAUAACUUAUCUUGUAAAUAUUAUAAAUAAAAAGAAUAAAGGUAAAUCUAAUUCUCACUUUUUUUAAGACGUCAUCACCCAGUUUGGUCUUUGGACUUUUGUUGAAAUAAAUUUGUUAGAGAAUAACCUAAAGUUUCUAGAUAAUUUUCUUGUUUCUGCUUUUUUUUUUUUUUUUUUUACUUUACAACAGGAAACAAACAGUUAGAAACAUCAGGGACUGAAGUUUAGUUUGUUCACAGCUGCACUCGAACACAAACACGUCGGCCGGAGUUCAGUCGAUGUGUUGAUGCAUCCAUUCAGUCCCUUUUCCCCUUUAACCAGUUCAGAAAAUAUGCCAAAAACUCUUUGUUUUUCUACUGGGAUCGUUCAUCAAUAAUGUCUAUAGUGCUUUUUUUUCUCCCUGCCUCUUUUUUAUAUUUUUCGCUUUUUUUUUUUUUUUACUCGUGUUUUUUGGACGCUUUAUCAGCGACGAGCUGUUAAUCUGACAGACGAACACUGCCUCAAGUACAAAUCGUUUCCGAUCCAGGGUUUUUGUCUUUGUUGCGUCAUUUUAUAAACACCAGUCGAUCAGAAAAUGGGACGACUCUGUCAAACUGCAACAACACUUUCUGACUGUCGGUGGACCUGCGGGACAACAACGGCGGCUGUCAGACUGGGAGGACACCGCUGUUGUUGUCCCGCUCGGUCCAUCUAUCUCGCUUAGUCUUCCUGCUGGUCCAGAGAGGUUCAGUUUAAAUGUUGAAAACAUAGAUUUAGUCCAUUUUUUAUUUCUUAAAUCACAUGUACUCACCACAGAGUCAAGGUGCAGCUCUCUGCCACCUGUUAAUGCACAAACAUGAACAAAUGGUUUAAAAGACUUCAGAGGAAAAAAUGCCUUUAUCAUAAGAAAAGAACAGAAAAGAGGGAGUGUUUGAAGUUAGAACAGAGGAGAGAUGAUUUUAUUUUAAGUCAUAUCCAGGUCUCCUGAGUUUGGUCUCUAAAGUAUCAAAGAUGCUUUAAAGAUCCUUAUUGUUGGAGAAGCAUCAUCUGCACAGCACAAAGAAAAAAUAAAUACAGAUACCAGUGCAGCUGUGGCAUCAGCGGCAGUGAACGAGUCUGACGGGAAAAACAACGAGCAAUACAACAUCAGAUCAGUUAGUGAGGAGAGAUGUUUAAAAACCUCAGUCUGAUUCAGACGAACCGAAAUGAACAAAUGUGGAUAAACAAAGUUAACAUUCAAACUGUAUCUGUCUUCAGAAAGUUUGGAAAUUUGUCAGACGCAGCCAAAACAGGAAUUGGUUUGUUGGUUUCAGACGAUCCGACAGUAACUUAGUUUAAAUCAAACUGAGGCUUCAGGUCAGACGUCUGUGUUUCCUUUGGUCCAAAUAAAUUCUUAUUUUUAAUCAGCUGCUAAAACAAAACAAAACAAAAAAAUCUGGUUUGUUUUUUCUUCAACUUCCAAAUUUUUAAAAAAGGGCUUUUUAUUUUAGUGGAAAAUUCCAUCUAAUAAUCCAAAAUCUAAAGAUAUUCAAUCUAGCACAAUGUAUGUCAAAGUAAAAGCAAAUCUUCACAUUUUAGAAACUUUAACCAGAAAAUACUGGAUUUUUUCCUUGAAAAAUAACAAAUGAUUAACUGAGUGAAUGAAUUUAAGUGUCAAGAUGAAAAAGCCUACAGAUUUACAGUCACAUAAUUCAGUAUCAUUUCAAAAGUACACAGUAAAUUACAGAGAAAAUGAUCCAAAAAUAAUCAGUUUCAUUGUCAAUUAAUCUGAUUAUUAAUUAAGUUUAUCAUUUGACUUAGAAAAUGUCAGAAAAGAGUAAAAAAUGUCUGUCAUACUUUACUGAACUGCUGCUUUUGUCCUACACAAAAUAUUUAAGCUUUUGCUCUAACAGAGCUGAAUCAUUCAUGUUUAAUUUAAACUCUGACUUGUGUUAAAACAGUGAAUAGUUUGGACUCAAAGGUUCACAGACGUCUAUCAGUUUGAAUCAGAAGACUACAAAAGUUUUUCACCGUUGCUCGACUUUGAGCCACCUGCACAGGUUGUUUUAAAAUCUGUGUUUCACAGAUCUGAGAGUCUGGACGACGUCUAAACCCUCAACCUGCAGACAGAUUCGAACUAAAAAAAAAAAAUGAAGGAACAAAACUGAUGAAUUUACCUUUUCACAGCAGGGGAGAUGUCGCGACGCUGCCAGGCUCUGAGUCUGAGAGACAAACAGCAGAUAUGCAUCAACACUGAACCUGAACUUGCCUUUAAAAACGAAUAAAUCAUGAUCAGUGUGGAGACACAGUCAACCACAUAUCCAGUCCUCACCUGAGAGCUGCAGGGCCGCGGGGAGAAAACACAAGAUGGAAACCAUAUCAGCGCUCUGUGUCGCGUCAAUACUGCACCUGUCAAACCCCACCUACACCUGAAAAUAAAAAAAAAGACCAGAAAAACACCCCUCCACCCGUCCCUGCACCCAAACAACCUCUACAUCCAUUUCUAGAAAUCUUCUCCGGGAGAAACUGUGCAGUGCUUAAACAGAUCUAUUUUAAUACACGACACAACAUUUGAACAAAGAAGUUAAAAAAAAAAAAAAAGUUAGAACAUUUUUAUAUUCUUUUAUCAAGGAGCAAAAAAUUAAGAAAACAGAACAUUGGGGUUUUCUAUUGUUUGCCAGUUCUGCAUUCUGACUUCUAGCUUGCAACGUUCAAUGUUUUAUUUUUGCCAUGAGGAGGCGACGACACGACGACGACAAGGGCGUUUAGAUGGAAAUUAAAAAUGUCUGUUGGCUGUUGAAGUAGAAGUUUUUUUCUUUGUCAUUGAUAAGGGGACUGUCCAGUGGAUAGUGUGUAUAGGAAAGUGUUUGUCUUAAAUAUGCCAAUGUAGUUUUUUCUUCUUUAUGAUGCAUUAAAAAGUCGAUCGAUGGAAAAGUUGGUAAA